This is a messenger RNA of Lactuca sativa (garden lettuce), 2397 nucleotides long. Its product is annotated as LEAF RUST 10 DISEASE-RESISTANCE LOCUS RECEPTOR-LIKE PROTEIN KINASE-like 1.1. Gene Ontology annotation, biological process: protein phosphorylation. NCBI's taxonomy places the organism in Eukaryota, Viridiplantae, Streptophyta, Magnoliopsida, Asterales, Asteraceae. The record is from RefSeq and is a predicted model, not a curated record. Gene Ontology annotation, molecular function: protein kinase activity; ATP binding.
AAAGUGAUUGGAUAAUGGAUAUCUAUCCUUUUGGCAUUCACGUUGGUGCAAUUAGCUGAGUCUUUGAGUGAGGAAGCUUAUUAAAUGUUUACGUAAGACCUCACAUCGUUCAGCCCAACUGUUCCAAAGAGCAAAGACUUCCUUUACAGAACACAUACACCUAGAAAACACGUACAAUGGAGUCUCAAGAACACAGGUGAUAUAUAUAGUAAGUGUCUAACUACCAGACAUUUGAAAUGAUUAUCGUAUUCUUUUUUGCGUCACUUCUUCUCUCAUGUCUACCUGUCCUUCACUCUGCUACAAACCACAACACUUCCAUUCCUAUCUGCCCAAAAAGUUUCACUUGCCCAAAUUUGGAACCAUUUAGUUACCCGUUUUAUAACGCCAAUGACACAAAGUGUGGGUUGAUUAAGGUCAAUUGUACUUCAAAUGGUACAAAUCUGGAAUUCAGAGGAGAAUUAUAUGAGGUUGGCGGCAACUAUAGAUCUCAUUCUCGUCCAUCCGUCCUGGUCCUUGUCCUUAACAAAAAGUUUGAAAAACUUGUAAAUGAUAAAAAGUGUGAGGCACUUGAGUAUAAUUUCACUUCUCCAAGUCCUCUUAUGUAUUCUAGUUCAAUCACACCUUUCACCAAUAUCUACAAAUGCAGCAACAAUACCAAUCAUGCUGAGGAAAUGGUUGCUUAUUUUAACCAAUCUACUUACAAUAGAUACAGCAAAUGCAAACCAUACAAUUUCUAUUAUAAGUAUAACAUAAGUGAUACAACAUUUCCAAGUGACCUCCCACCUACAUGUGAAGUAAUACGGCUACCUGUGAAACUGCAAUGGAAUACCACUAGAGUACCCGACAAAACCAACAUAUUUUCCGUUCUCAGUUUUCAAUUCUCUAUUACAUUUGAAUUGUCAAGUUCCUGCGAUAAAUGUCGCAAGAAAGACGGACAAUGUCAUGCCCCCAAUGGACAGUUUCAGUGUUUAGGCGUCAAAAAAGAAAACCCACUCGGAAAACUGAAACAUAUCCCAGUUCUUGCUGGAUCUGCUUUCAUCAUCAUCCUCUUUAUUGUCAUCUCCAUAAUCUGGUGUCGGUACAAGAACAGCCCUUUUUCCUAUUUUUCAUCAAAGGGCAAAUCACCACAUGUUGAAGAUGGUAGUAUUUUCUUCGGUGUCUCUGUUUUCUCCUAUACGGAACUGGAAGAUGCCACCCAGAAUUUUGAUCCUUCUCUGGAACUAGGGAAUGGAGGUUUUGGAGCUGUUUACUAUGGUAAACUCCAAGAUGGGAGAGAAGUUGCAGUGAAGAGACUUUACGAGCACAGCUACAAACGAGUCCAACAAUUUGUGAAUGAGAUUAGAAUCCUCACCAGAUUACGCCACCCCAACCUUGUGGUGCUCUAUGGUUGCACCUCUCGACAAAGCCAUGAACUUCUCCUUGUGUAUGAAUACAUCUCCAAUGGCACUGUUGCAGAUCACCUCCAUGGCAAGCAAGCAAAUUCAAGCUUGCUGACAUGGCCGUUGAGGAUGAACAUAGCCAUCGAAACUGCCAGAGCGUUAGUGUACCUUCAUGCCUCUGAAAUCAUCCACCGAGAUGUCAAGACAUGUAACAUUCUUCUUGAUCAGAAUUUCAGUGCCAAGGUAGCAGAUUUUGGGCUCUCAAGGCUCUUACCGAAUGAUGUCACUCAUGUGUCUACAGCUCCUCAGGGAACCCCAGGAUACGUGGAUCCCCAAUAUCACCAUUGUUACCAAUUAACGGAUAAGAGUGAUGUUUACAGCUUUGGAGUGGUCUUGAUUGAACUAAUAUCAUCCAUGGUGGCUGUCGAUUUAAGCAGGUCACAAGAUGAGAUUAGUUUGGCUGAUCUAGCUUUGAACAGGAUACAACGAUGUGCGUUAGAUCAAUUGAUAGACCCGGAUCUAGGAUCCGAUUCAGAUGCUGAAAUCAUGAGGAUGAUAACAUCAGUGGCAGAGUUGGCUUUUCAGUGUUUACAGUAUUAUUCAGAAAUGAGGCCUACGAUGAGUGAGGUGUUGGAUGUGUUGGAGGAUAUCCAAGCCCCAGGGAGAAUUGAUUCUAUAAAACCGCCAACACCGUCUGAAACCAGUGAUAAGACGGUUUUGUUGAAAGACUUCCUGCCUUCGCCAGUCUCCGUCACCGGUGAAUGGCAUAGCGAAAGCACCGUGUCAACUACACUAAGCAUUAGAUAGAUUCCCAGUGAAGAGUCGUAUCAGAACAAAGGAUCAUCAUGUAUAUUCAGGAACACAAUAUGGUUUCUGUUCUAUUUCUCUCCAUCGUUUCUAUGCCCUAAAUAUGAAAGUUUUCAUGUUAUCAGCAACCGGAAUGUAAAUAAUAUUAAGAUGCAUCAUUUGUUGGGUUCAAAGAUACUUUUAUUCUGAAAAGAAAGAUCUUACACAUUUA